Helianthus annuus (common sunflower) is the source of this 2153-nucleotide messenger RNA. RefSeq lists its product as uncharacterized. The coding region runs from base 116 to 1888 and encodes 590 amino acids. The transcript is spliced from 5 exons. Lineage: Eukaryota; Viridiplantae; Streptophyta; Magnoliopsida; Asterales; Asteraceae. Gene Ontology annotation, cellular component: cytoplasm. The record is from RefSeq and is a predicted model, not a curated record. Gene Ontology annotation, molecular function: deoxynucleoside kinase activity.
AAAACCCUGUUUAUCUCUCAUCUCGCCAGUUGCAGAAAAUUACAGUGAAAACGAAGCUACAAGACAAACAAAAAUGGCGUGAGAGUGAUAAGGCAAUGUUUGUUAGCUAGCCACUAUGCAGCAGAUGUUUUUACGCCGUGCAGGAGGCCCCAUCUUCUCUACUAAUCCAUCCCCCAUUUUAACCCCUCGUCGUAUUGUCCUUAUCGCUUCAGGGUUUAACCAAAUCCCCACAAUUCAUCCUCUAGGGUUAGGGUUUAGCCACAACACUCCACUUCCAAUGCCAUACGCCGCCACCACCACCGCUGGUAUCUCCACCGCUAUAGGUUCUAGAAACCUUUUUAGCAGCAGCCGUAACACAUGCUCGAAUUCCACUCGUGUAGGUUCUAAUUUAACCUACACGUGUCGUAAAUGUAGAUGUUCUGUUGAGAGUGUUAAUACGGUUCCUUCUAGGGCUUGGAGUUUGUUAAAGGAGAAUCGAAGUGGUUCUCGUGUUGCUUGGUUUCAAACCUCUGUUGUUUCGGAUAAUUUGGUUUCGGUUAGUUCUGAAGAAGAUAACGGUGAGGAUAGUGGUGGUGGUGAUGAUGGUGAGAAGACUGUGAGAUUGAAUAGGAGACAUCAUAGGAGUGGUGGUGGUGGUGGUGGUGGUGCUGUGCCGUUGCUCGCUGGAAACCCGGAUUUGCUGACGAUUCCGGGUGUCGGUCCGAGGAAUUUGAGGAAGCUGGUUGAGAAUGGGAUAGGGGGAGUUGCUGAACUUAAGCAAAUCUACAAGGAUAAGUUCUUUGGGAAGUCGAAUCAGAAGAUGGUGGAGUUUUUAAGAAGCUCUGUUGGGAUUAAACACAGAAACCAUGCUGAAAGUAUAACCACAUUCAUCAAAGAGAGUGUGGAUGAAGAGCUUAAAGACGAUCAUGUGAACACCAUUCCACAAAAGAAACGGCUUACUUUCUGUGUCGAAGGGAAUAUAAGCGUGGGAAAGACGACUUUCUUGCAGAGAAUUGCUAAUGAAACUCUUGAGCUUCAGGAUCUUGUUGAGAUUGUUCCUGAACCGAUUGACAAGUGGCAGGAUAUCGGGCCCGAUCACUUUAACAUAUUAGAUGCUUUUUAUGCUGAGCCAGAGAGGUAUGCUUACACGUUCCAAAACUAUGUGUUUGUUACGCGAGUUAUGCAGGAGAAAGAGUCGUCUAGCGGAAUUAAGCCCCUCAGAUUGAUGGAGAGAAGCGUUUUCAGCGAUCGGAUGGUUUUUGUGAGAGCUGUUCAUGAGGCUAACUGGAUGAACGAGAUGGAAAUCAGCAUCUACGAUUCAUGGUUUGACCCGGUUGUUUCUUCUCUUCCGGGCCUUAUUCCAGAUGCUUUUAUAUAUCUUCGGGCUAGCCCAGAUACUUGCCACAAACGAAUGAUGCUACGUAAGAGAUCAGAGGAAGGUGGGGUCAGCCUAGAAUAUCUUCGUGAUCUGCAUGAAAAACAUGAAAGUUGGCUUUUUCCAUCCGAAAGUGGGAAUCAUGGAACGUUAUCUUUUAGCAACCCUCCUGUUCAUGAUUGCUCUAUGCAUCCUGAUAUUAAAGAUCGGGUAUUUUAUUUGGAAGGAAAUCGUAUGCACCCGAGCAUACAGAAGGUACCUGCAUUGAUUCUUGACUGUGAGCCCACGAUUGAUUUUAGCAAGGAUAUCGAAGCGAAACAACAGUAUGCUCGACAAGUCGCAGAGUUUUUCGAGUAUGUGAAGAAAGUAAAGGAAGUUCCCACUGAAGGCAUUGAAGCGACCAGCAGGGGUGGUCAAUCACAGGUAUUGCUGCCCAAUGGAAAAUUAUGGAUCCCACCGAAGGGCGGAAGUUUCCCCACGUCCCUUAAGUCACUGGAUUUCAUGUCCUUCAUGCCUGGAUCAGGCUCCGCGUAGUGCAGAUAUGUGUUUUGCUUGUACAAAGAAAAUGUAACCUCCCAAUCACACCUUUUGCUUGUAGGAUGAUUGUAGUUUUCCACUUUUUUUCUCGAGUUUUAGUGAAGGGGUUGCUUGUUUAACGGGUCGGUGGGUCUGAAUUGUGCCGGUGACGGGUCAAAAGAGCUUGACAAGCUUGUACCCUACAUCCAAUUUUGGUCAGGUGUAGUUUGUUGUUUCAACUAUGCCUUUGAACUCUUAUCGCAAUUUAGACCGGUUUGUUCUA